GUAUCCAGCGCUUAGCCUUUUAGCCCCGACGCGAUAAUUAAUUAGCUCGCGGGCAUCGUUAGAGAGAAACAACGUUAAGCCGCGGCGUAGGACUCGAGGAAAGAAAGCGAGAGAAGAAGCGAACGGGGAAAUCGCAUUUCCGAAGGGAGGAAACGAGCGCGUAAUCAAUUAUCAAGAUUUGCGCGAAAUCACAGUCUCACGAUUGUGUCAAAACGUCUGUCGUCUUGCGAAAUUACUUUGGGGAUCUAUGCUAGUCCUAAAGAGAAAUUUUCUUACGAUCGUCGACACUUUCUCAAGAAAACUUUUCUCGCUUUAUUUGCCUCCAGGCUAUGUAGGCCGCUCAAGCUUAAUGUAAAGGAAAGGUAAAAAAAAAAUAACGGGGACCAAUUUUUUACUCUUAUUCUCAUAUAGACUAUCUCUCUUCCUCUCUCCUUUUCUAUCUUAUCUAUCUCUCUUUCUCUUUCACUUUCUCUAUCCACCUUGAUAUUCUUAACUAAGUCGCCCACCGGACUAUCCAUAAAUCUCUGUACACUGUCCGUGUUAAGUCUGUUGUGGACCAGUGAAUGCAGGAAAUACGAGAAACGGAGUUGCGACUCAUGUAAGCAAUAAAUCAGAGACCAACUACGUAUGACCACGGCACCGAAGAAGUAACAUAAAUAACGCUACAACAGCACCGUAGCGGCACGAAACCGAAGGUGUCAAUCACGCCGAAAUUAGCUAAAGUUAAGCUAAACUAGAUUCUAAAAGAUUUGGUCCAAUAGAGAAAAAAAGCGAUUGUCGAAAACGAACUUUACUUUUUAGCUGCGCUAGGCAAGGGUAUAAAUAUGCGCGAGUGCUAAUCCUAAAAAAUUACAACAGCACGAGAGACUUUUAAUUCGAGCAAGAGAAAAAGAAAGAUAGAUCGAGAAGUGCUUUUCUGAUCGAGCGUGAUAUUAUCGAUAAAUUUGAACCAUCUUCUCGAGAUAUACGUAUCGAUUAGAUACAGCGGAAACAAGCGUCAAAAGCAAGAAAAACUAAUUUCUUGAAUUGUUCGAUCGAAAGAGACGAUUUCGAGCAAAAGACAACGGCUUCCAUAGGCACGAGCCGAGAGGACGAGGAAGAGCGCGUGUGGCGGCAUUUGCGUAUUCGACAACAAUGGCAUUAUCCUGAAACGGGCAUGACGCCCUUGGCCUCGAGAUGCGACGAGACCACCACCCUCCUGUUGUUGCUGCUACUCGAGCUGGCACCCGGGGCACGUUGCUAUUCGCGCGCGGCCACGACCUCCGCUUUAUCCUUACCGAGAUAGCAUCUACAGUCCCCGGCGAGGGUGCGAGUGAUGCCGCUACUCGGCAGCAUUAUGACCAUCGCCGUUGAUAGUCCGACAACGGCGUCCACGAGCGUCUUCGAGGGGAACAUGACGUGGUCUCGACCAAUCAGUGGUGGCACUACGUUUUCGAGUAACGAGGCCCACCCGACACGUGCGAUUCCGUACGGUGAGCGUCAGGCCGUGGCAGCUACCAGCAAUCGUGUUAAUCGCUUCCACAGUGGCGGAGGUACGAAGUCAGAAGCGAGCAAGAACGCUGCUAAGAACAACGAAAAGUACACCGACGGCGGCGAGCGUGGCAUUGCAAAGGAGAGAAAGGGUGACGUGGCGGCAAGAAAGGAAGCUUCCCACCAUUGCGGCCAGACUUCAGAAACUCGAGUUUGUGGCAGGAACACCGUAGGCGCGACAAAGAGUGGGGAAACUGCAUUUACUGGCGAAGAAAACGUGGCAGGGAUAGGCAUUGAAGGUGGCGGCGGUGAACAAAGUGUCAACGGCAUAGGCAGUACUAACGAUAGUGUAAGUGUGAGUACAGGUAUAUCGAAUAGCACGGAGGAGGGAGUCGCGAUCGAAUACGGGAAGGGUCUGUUGCUCUUUGGUUUUAGCGACACAAUGGAGGACAUGAUCGGUUCGUUCAAUGACUCGUUCAACACGAGUCACCGUCAUCCUUGGAACAUUAGCUUAUAUAACGAUACUUUUCCGGUGCCCGUUCUCAGUGACGAUCUGUAUCCUUCGGGAUAUACCAUUCCGCAAAUUGUAGUUGCGUCUAUCCUGGCGACGAUGCUGAUGAUCGUGAUUGUCGUUGGAAAUAUGCUAGUGAUAAUCGCCAUCGCCACGGAGAAGGCGCUCAAGAACAUACAGAAUUGGUUCAUAGCCAGCCUCGCGGUAGCGGACUUCUUUCUCGGCCUCGUGAUCAUGCCAUUCUCGCUUGCUAACGAGAUUAUGGGCUACUGGAUCUUCGGAUAUUGGUGGUGUGACAUUUAUUCCGCCAUGGACGUGCUGCUGUGUACGGCCAGCAUCAUGAAUCUGUGCCUCAUCAGCCUCGACAGAUUUUGGAGCAUCACCCAAGCGAUCGACUACCUGAAGAAAAGAACGCCGGCUAGAGCGGCGCUCAUGAUCACUCUCGUCUGGAUAUUAUCGGCGCUCGUUUGUAUACCCCCAUUACUCGGAUGGAAAAGACCCACUCCGGAAGAAAAGCAUCCCAAAUGCAAGCUGUCAGAAGACAUCGGAUAUGUCCUUUAUUCUGCUCUGGGCAGCUUCUACAUCCCAUCUUGUAUCAUGGUCUUCGUCUACAUACGUAUAUACUUCGCUGCCAAGGCUCGCGCGCGUCGCGGCAUCCGGAAACAGCCACGUCCACGCGCGGUAGUUCCGCCGGAAUCGCCCGACGUCAGGCAGACGAGCUUCACUCAAAGCACACCGGCGACCGACAGCAAGAAACCACCGGGAUCAGUCAUGGAGAACGUCGCCACAAUCGAGAAUCAACCGGUCCAGAUACCGAUUGUCACGUGCGACUUUGCCAGUGACGUCAGCACAUCGGAGGCUGAUCCCGGUGGAGGCAUCAGUAUACAAAUGGAGGAGAAGGACACGCUGAAGGUGAGCGUACCGGUAGCGGCGCAAAAAAGCAGCCUGAAGGCGACCUUGUCGGUGAACGGGGAUGGGCAAUCGGGCGGUCAGAACGUGCCGGCGCGAUGCCGAGCGCCCAGCGUCGGCAUCGACGUCGACAUGGUGUCCGAGUUCGAUCCCUCAUCGUCGGACAGCGGCGUCGUGUCGAGAUGCGCGGUAGUGAAGCCGCUGAAGUUGCGCCUGUGCCAGCCGAUCUUUGGUCGCAAGCACAUAGGUAAGUUGAAGAAGGAGCACGGCGACGCGGCGCGACACGCCGGCAAGGACGAGUCAGGCGGCGGCGACGCCAAGACGGCGAAGCCGCGCGAUCCGGAGAGAGAGAAGAGGAGACUGGCGAGAAAGAAGGAGAAACGGGCAACCCUGAUCCUGGGCUUCAUAAUGGGCAGCUUCAUCGCUUGCUGGCUGCCCUUCUUUGUCCUUUACAUCGUCAAGCCCCUCUUCCCCAAGUUUGAGAUACCCACGCAAGCCUUCGUGAUCGCUUUCUGGCUCGGCUAUAUGAACUCGGCGCUAAAUCCUUUCAUCUAUACCGUUUUUAACAAGGACUUCCGCCGCGCCUUCCGCCGGAUACUGUUUAAAUGAGCGAUGCAGUAUAGCGUCGACCAAGAGGGACGCUAGCGAUAACCAUAUUCUUCAUCCUGAGGGUACGCCGAUACAGAUCGUACCUCGAGGAUGUUCCUCUCGAUCGCAUCGCGCGACAGCCGAUCAGUUUCCUCGAAUUAUCCCCGAGGAAAACAUUGAUCGCAUGGCGGCGAGUGGGAUUCUACAAUGCCGCGAAAGAAUCUGCGAAAUAUGGAGUCAGAAAUGCGCGAGAAGCUCACGGCAGAAAAGUUCGCAUUUCAGAUCGAAAGAAGUUUUCCAGCUAAUUUUUUUUUUCCUUUUUUGAAAUACGAAGCAAGUGUUGGAAAAGGCGCAUUGUGAAAAAUGCUCGGACAAGGCAUGUCGCUUAGUUCGUAUAUCCUUUCGAGACCUUUGUCACCUUCCGAGAAGACGGAUUCAUCUGUCAAAUCAAUGUUACAAUUUUACUCGGAAGAACGUAAGUUGACUGGUCAAAGAGAAAGUUUUAAAAAGCUGUCGAGAUACGCAAAUAAAAAUUUCCUCCACGUUAUUAAUGACAAAACAAAUGAUGGAAAUAUUUAUCGAGAUGAAAGGUAUUUAGAAUAUCUCCUUCACUAUACCCGUUAAAUUACGCACAUCGAAUGCCGUAGCGAUCACGAUCGAUCAGGCUAUCCUUACACAGCUCACAUGGCUCUCGGCGACAGAUCAACGAACUUCGAAAAGUACGCUUCGGCUGGCCACGGGAACACAAAUUGCCACAUGCGGCGUACUCUCGGAUUUAUGAUAUACCUUGCAAAGCGAGUCACUUCGUAGACCAAGAGGCAGCAUAUCGCUCCUUCCUCCAUCUGCGCAUAUUUUUUUUACUGACCAUUCUUCUUCCACAAAAAAGAAUAGAGGAUAGCGAGAGAGAAGCGGGAUGAUACGCGCGAACACUAUAUAUCCCGGCUCCGUUCCGGAUGGAGGAUACUAUUACCGUGCCUAAUCUCUUGGUCACGUUUACGAAAGGCAUGACAAUCCAAAGUUGCGUACGCAACACGCUUGUGUAGAGAUAUACACGGGCUCGCCGCGGAGAGUUACAAAUUCCAUUGUGCGUUCACGCACUUCGCAGUAGCAGAUGCAGAUUCACGUGGGAUGCAAUUUAGAGCGGCAUUCAAUCGUGUAUACACGAUACGAUGGCAGCGGCGGCGGAGGAUGACGAUUGAAGGAGCAUAAAAGAUCGUACGAGCAACGAUCGGCCGCGUGAACACCAGCCAGCGUUGAAAAUCGUCGGCAGAUCUACUGACAAAUAAAUGAGGACGCGAGAAGGUAUAAGAUACGUUUCCUAUUAUAUAAUUAGAUAUUCGCGCGUUGUGGGUCCGCUUAAAGGGCCUCUUUAAACGUCCGGCGUUUUCAAUCGUGAGUCUUCGAUGUUAAUUUUAACGGAGGAUUACACAUGUAUAGAAUUUAACAAUUCUGUCACGUACGUGCAGGGUAUAUGGAUUCGUGUGUAUAUGUGUUGGCGCAUGUGUGUAUGUGCGCGCGCGUGUACUUUCUUUCUUGCGAAAAAAAAAAGUACAAGAGAAGAUACGAAAGCCUCCUUUUAUUUUAUAUAAGCAGGUUCCUCUAUCGCAGCCUAACUAUACAGCAAUAAUUAAUUUUUUGUCCGUUGAAAAUUCUCGUUUAUUUGAACGAGAUAUGGCGAGGGAGUAAAUCGGCGCUAAACGAUCAGUCGUGAAUUGUGUCUUCGAUCAUACAUCGUCCGAUACGUAUGUGCAUGUACAAUGUAUGGAUGUGUGUUUGCAUAUGGGCAAGCACGUACACAUGCUAUCGAUAUGUGAUGAAUGAUCGCUUUGCGUCGAAGGGUCCAAAAAUUGAAUGCAAAUCUAGGUAAAAAUAGAAAAAAAAAAACGAAACUGUAUGUCCGAUAUUCCAUAAUUCAAAUUUAUUUCCUAUCGUAACCGGAGACUUUAAUCAUACUUCGGUUAUAUUUGCUUCGGUUAUGGUGGAUAUAUUCUAUAUCAAACUUGUGGACUGGUAACGGAAAAAUGGCACGUCAAACGAUGGAGGAUGAUCGAGAGUAAGCAGUUAAUUCUCUCGAAGGGUACAAAAUAGAUCCGCCAUUUAGUGAGACCGCAACUCCUAAGAUAGAAAUAUUAUUUCCGUAAGACGGAAAUCCCCAUGCCUGUGCCAGCAAACAGAUGUUCUCGUACGUCUUCUGGCGAUCAAACGCGGAAAGGGGUAUGUCGCGGGAUAGAGGAGAGAGCAACGUCCCGUGCACCUGUGCUCGUCAUUCCGCGGUAACAACCGGGGAAACAAUAUUCCACAUUUCAUCCCAUCAAGCCGAGAUCCUCGUAUCCGCGCAAGAGAGUUCACAACGACACGCAAGAGAGAUUUUGGAAUUUUCCUCUUCCGGGAUUUUCAAAGUACCGGUGACAGUUCACUUUUCUCCGCCGCUCUCACUGGUAUUUUACUUGGUAAAUAAGAGAGAGAGAGAGAGAGAGAGAGAGAGAGAGAGAGAGAGAGAGAGAGAGAGAGAGGAAGAAAGGGAGAACAACACAGUAAGCUGCGGCACAAUAAAUCCUGUACGCCCGAUAUAACGUAUACAUUAACGAAAAUGUAAGCGUUUAUGCACGUACGUGACGCGCAAUAUACCACAACGAUAAAUCGAUAAAUAUAUUUCGCGCGUCUGGUUUUCGUGUUAUUUAAGAGUAUGCAUGUCUUGCCUGGGUGCGUGCGUGCGUGCGUGCGUAUGCUCUCGCAUCUCGCUCUCGCAUAGCUCCUUUAUCUGUUUCCCGUCUAACUUUCAAAGUCUCCCCCAAGAUUCUUCGCUUAAAUGUUUUCAGCUUUCAUUAGCAUUAAUUUCCCCAGUAAUCUUUCUUGUGCAGUUCAAAAUUUCUAAUUUUAAUCUCUUUUUAUAGUCCAUUUUUCAUCUUUUAACAUC
Messenger RNA from Cataglyphis hispanica, 6395 nucleotides. It is a transcript of the gene Octalpha2R, whose product is annotated as tyramine receptor Ser-2. The coding region runs from base 1316 to 3499 and encodes 727 amino acids. The record is from RefSeq and is a predicted model, not a curated record. Gene Ontology annotation, molecular function: G protein-coupled amine receptor activity. The transcript is spliced from 3 exons. Lineage: Eukaryota; Metazoa; Arthropoda; Insecta; Hymenoptera; Formicidae. Gene Ontology annotation, cellular component: membrane. Gene Ontology annotation, biological process: adenylate cyclase-activating adrenergic receptor signaling pathway.